Molecule: messenger RNA, 1017 nt
Organism: Monoraphidium neglectum
Lineage: Eukaryota; Viridiplantae; Chlorophyta; Chlorophyceae; Sphaeropleales; Selenastraceae
Exons: 2
Coding region: 1-1017 (338 amino acids)
Biological process (GO): generation of catalytic spliceosome for second transesterification step; RNA splicing
Cellular component (GO): U2-type post-spliceosomal complex; U5 snRNP; U4/U6 x U5 tri-snRNP complex
Source: RefSeq, a predicted model, not a curated record
AUGGACAGCCUCAAAGCCCUGCUGGCCAAGAAGAAGGCUGAGAAGCAGGAGCUGGUGGGCGACAAGAAGUCAGUGCGGCGUGGAGACCUGGAGGAGGCCAAGUUGAAGCGCCUGCGCGAGGAGGAGGAGCAGGAGCGGCUCGCGAAGGAGAAGCGGCGAAAGCAACACCAGGGCGCAGGCGCCAACGGUGACACAGCCGACGGCGCUGACGGCGCGCCUGUCGAGACCGCGGCCGAGCUCGCCGCCACCGCGCAGCAGCAGCAGCAGGCCGAGGCCGACGCGGCGGCGCUCAAGGCGCUGGCCGCCCUGCCGCGCGCCGAGAUCGUGCGGCGCCUGCGCGCACUGAGGCAGCCGGUGACGCUGUUUGGGGAGGAUGACGGUGGCCGCGUUGUGCGGCUGGCGCGAGCUCAGAAAGAGGCGGCCCUGGUUGACGAUGAGGCGCGCUAUGGGGGCCAGCAGGAGAACACGCUGCUGGCCAUCCAAAGGGAGGCGCGGCUGAGGAAGAAGGGCGGCGGCGGCGGCGGGGAGGGCGAGGCCGAGCGGGAGCGGGAGGCCAAAGCGGACAAGGGCGGCAAGGGGGCCGGCGGCGGCAAGGGCGAGGCGGCCGGCGGCGGUGGCGGCGGGGGCAAGGCCGAGGCGGCGGCCGGCGAAGGGGGCGGCGGUGAGGGCCCCUCCAAGCCCGCCGACGGCGGCGCGGGCGGCGACGAGGGCGGCGCCGGCGGGCCGGGCGGUGCGGCCGGCGGCCUGGAGGACGCUUUUGCCGCGGCGGCUGCGCGGCUGGCUGAGCAGCGCGCUGAGGAGGCGAUGGUGCUGGAGGACCGCAUCGCCAAGUACCUGCGGGGCUGGUGCCAGGCGUGGGGGGACGACCUUGAGGCGCGCAGCGACGAGGCCAAGGCCAGCGGGGCGGGCCACCAGGCCACGAUGGUGUACAAGCAGAGCAUGCGGUUCAUGGAGCCGCUGUGGCGCAGCCUGGAGACACGCAACCUGGACCCAGAGCUCAAGGCAAGCAUGAUUUAG